AUCCUCCAUAACAUUCCUCAGUUAAAAGAGAGACUGCAAAUGAUGCAGCGGCAUGCCAUUCUGCAUCCAUAGCCCCUCACCAUGUUUCUCUCCUGCCUUCCUACGCCUCCCACCUGGUCUCCGAACCCACCCAUUUUCUUCUUCAGCAGCGCGAUGGUUUGCAGAUAGCCGCGACCCGACGUACUAUGAGAUUUUGAAUGUGCCGAUCACGGCGACGACGCAAGAGAUCAAGAAGCAAUUCUACGCGCUCUCACUGGCUCACCACCCGGAUAAGAAUCCCAAAGAUCCCACCGCCUCUGCGAGAUUCGCAGCCAUAUCGGACGCUUACCAAGUCCUCUCAAAUGCCUCCAAGCGUGCGGUAUACGAUCGCGACCAUGACAUACACCGCGCGGCGGCGGCGACAGCGGCAUCGUCCAGCACUCGAAGCGGUCAUCGCGGAUCAUAUGUGGGGUCUCGACCACCAUCCGGCCUAAGCAAACGUCGUGGACCUUUUAGAGGCCCACCACCCAGUUUCUACGCCCACGGCGGGUAUGGUACAGCGCAUCAUAACCAACCUCAUAACCGGCAUCAACAACAGCAUCCGCAUCCACACCCUCACCCACAGCGGGAACAUCAGCAGCCACAUGGCUCCGCCUCCUCAUCCUCCUCCCACCCCGACCCCUCCUCAUUCAUCUACCACAACACAGUCCCUCACUUCGACGCCACCUCCCACCUCCGCACGCAAACUCACGAAGAUGCCCGACGCCGCGAACGCCGUCGCAAAGCAGUCGAACGCGCGAAAGCAGAAGCCGCCGCGCGAGGUAUUGAUGUCUCAGAAGACGAGGGAAACAUCACGAUGCGGUUGAUCACGGUAUUGGGCAUCCUGGGUUUUGCGUGGGCGGCUGCAGUGGCAGGUCAACACGUCCUUGAGAGACCACGCUCUUCGGCGAUAACGUCAUCACCGGUUAAGCAUGCUCCGAAAAGGGUGCAGGAACAUUAGUCUGGUAUGGGUUCAACUAAAGUGGUUUGCAUCGCAGCCAGGCGACGCAGGAUCGUCACAUAGAAUAAGAAGUUGGGGGGGGGUGAGGUUCAAGAGCAUGGGGUUAAGACAUGAUCCAUGCGGUAUUUGCAAAAAUCCAUAUUGUGAUAAUCCUAAACAUACGCAGCGUAUGCAUUGUUUGAUUUUGGUAGACUGUAUAGCAUGUAUAGCUUGUGUAUGUUGACUCUAGAAAAGUGUGGCCACUUUCCAAUA
This is a messenger RNA of Coccidioides immitis RS, 1231 nucleotides long. Its product is annotated as DnaJ domain-containing protein. Bases 53 to 979 code for a protein of 308 amino acids. The record is from RefSeq and is a predicted model, not a curated record. NCBI's taxonomy places the organism in Eukaryota, Fungi, Ascomycota, Eurotiomycetes, Onygenales, Onygenaceae. The transcript has 2 exons.